AGGGCCGUGGGGGAAGCAGACCACCUGCCCGUCGCAAACUUGACUCCCAGCGGCUGGGUGCGCCUCCAAAUCGGCGGGGGCGGGUGGGGUGCUGGGCUCCUGGGAAGUGGAGCAGCAGCGGGGCCUCUCCCUGGGACACCCCCAUCAUGCUGUGACCUUCAGGCGACCUUCCAUGUGGCCCGGGCCCACGUGAUGCCCAGGGGUGAGCUGUCCUGAGCCGCUGUGGUCCAGCCGCCUGCCUGUCCGCACCCCCACACAGCGUCAUGGAGUCCAGAGGGAAGACGGCCAGCAGCCCCAAGCCCGAUGCCAAGGCGCCCCAGGCCGGUGCGGAGGUCAGAGGCCCCCCGGCUGCGGACGGGAAAGGCCCCUCGGCCAAGCCUGGGAAGAAGGAGGCCCAAGGGGAGAAGCAGGAGCCGCCGGUGGCCCCUGCCCCGCCGCUUGCCAAGAAGACACCGGCCAAGGCGGACCCUGCCCUUCUCAACAACCACAGCAACCUGAAGCCGGCCCCCGCGGCCCCCAACGCGGCCCCCGAGCCCAAGGGCCCAGGCGACGGGGCCGAGGAGGACCAGGUCCCCAGUGGGGGCCCGGGGGGCCGAGGCCCCUGCGCCUUCGAGAACUUGACCCCCCUGCUGCUGGCUGGGGGGGCGGCUAUGGCAGCCGUAGCCCUGAUUCUUGGUGUGGUCUUCCUGGCCCGGAAAAAAUGACGGCUGCUGCCCAGGCUGGGGACCAACCACCCCUGUACAGACCGUGGGAUGUGCAUGCGAAUCCUCAUAGCUGUCUACCCAUAAUCCAUAGG
This is a messenger RNA of Myotis brandtii (Brandt's bat), 796 nucleotides long. It is a transcript of the gene CEND1, whose product is annotated as cell cycle exit and neuronal differentiation 1. The record is from RefSeq and is a predicted model, not a curated record. Lineage: Eukaryota; Metazoa; Chordata; Mammalia; Chiroptera; Vespertilionidae. The transcript is spliced from 2 exons. Gene Ontology annotation, biological process: cerebellar granular layer maturation; radial glia guided migration of cerebellar granule cell; cerebellar Purkinje cell differentiation. The coding region runs from base 264 to 704 and encodes 146 amino acids.